AUGCUGCCCGUCAUCUUGCAAUUGGCCAACGACGCCGUUCCCAACGUACGCUUUAACGUCGCGCGAACACUCAAGGUGUGCGUGGAGAACAUCCAGGACAAGACUGUGGUCCAAUCAAACAUCGUGCCGGUGCUCAAUACGUUAGAGGCUGACGCUGAUAUGGACGUUAAAUACUACGCCCACCAGGCUCUAAUCGCAGGCAUGUUAUAUAACCAACUGCUACUGCCACUGCACUGUACUACUUCGGCCUGUACGGGUACUUUCGGUAAGGAAGAAUAUGCACGGGAUGGGGGUGAAUUGAACAGCUCUCGACAAUACCGCAAUCACAAGCUUCACGUACAGCGCCAGUAGUAGGAGAAACAUUUUAUCUGAAAGCCACGGAGACUGAUGCACCAGUUUCUAAUGUGUAGUUGUGCGCUGCAAAUAGCUUGACUUUAC
Messenger RNA from Sphaeroforma arctica JP610, 438 nucleotides. RefSeq lists its product as hypothetical. The transcript is spliced from 2 exons. Gene Ontology annotation, cellular component: protein phosphatase type 2A complex; cytoplasm. The coding region runs from base 1 to 351 and encodes 116 amino acids. NCBI's taxonomy places the organism in Eukaryota, Ichthyosporea, Ichthyophonida. Gene Ontology annotation, biological process: protein dephosphorylation. Gene Ontology annotation, molecular function: protein binding; protein phosphatase regulator activity. The record is from RefSeq and is a predicted model, not a curated record.